This is a messenger RNA of Sorex araneus (European shrew), 2066 nucleotides long. It is a transcript of the gene DFFB, whose product is annotated as DNA fragmentation factor subunit beta. Lineage: Eukaryota; Metazoa; Chordata; Mammalia; Eulipotyphla; Soricidae. Gene Ontology annotation, molecular function: DNA endonuclease activity. The record is from RefSeq and is a predicted model, not a curated record. The transcript has 7 exons. Gene Ontology annotation, biological process: apoptotic DNA fragmentation; apoptotic process. Gene Ontology annotation, cellular component: nucleus; cytoplasm. Bases 125 to 1156 code for a protein of 343 amino acids.
CGCACAGGCUGCGGCUGGGCCGUCGCCCCCCGGCCUGCCGGGUAAUGGGAUUUCCGGGUGGCGGGGUCUGGGUGCCCCGGGCGGAGCCCGCGCGGUGCAGAGCUCGCGGGCGUCGGCUCGGAGGAUGCGCGCCGUGCUCCAGAAGCCCAAACCGUUCAAGCUGCGUGUCCUGCACGGGCCGCAGAAAUUCGGGGUGGCGGGCAGGAGCCCCGAAGAGGUGCUGCAGAAGGGGUGCCGCCUCCUGCAGGUUCCCCAGCACGGGACCCGCCUGUGUCUCUAUGAGGACGGGGCGGAGCUGACCCAGGAGAACUUCGGCCGAGUCGCGGACCACGCGGAGCUCCUGCUGCUCACGGCGGGCCAGACCUGGCAGGGCUACGUCAGCGACAUCAGCCGCCUCCUGAGCGUGUUCCACAGGCCGCCGGCCGGGCUGGUGCAGGCGGCGCGGCAGCUGCUGGCGGGGGAGCGGGCGCCACUGAGGCAGAGGCUCCUGGCGGACCUGCUGAGCACCGCCAGCGAGAACAUCGCCGCCGAGACGCGGGCCCAGGACCCGCCCUGGUUUGAAGGCCUGGAGCCCCGAUUCCGGAGCAAGGCGGCCUACCUGCGGCACAGCUGUGAGAGCCGCAUCCGAGGGUACCUGCGGGAGGUGAGCGCCUUCGUGCCGGCCGUGGGCGCGGGCGCGCGGGGGGAGUUCUCGCGCCUGGUGGACGCCAUGAGCCAGAAGCUGCGCGCCGAGCGCUACCACGGCAGCUACUUCGACCGGGGCGCCCCGGCGGGCGACCGCCUCUGCACCCCCGAGGGCUGGUUCUCCUGCCAGGGCCCAUUCGACAUGGCCGACUGCGCGUCCAGACACUCCAUCAACCCCUACAGCAACCGCGAGAGCCGCGUGCUCUUCAGCACCUGGAACCUGGACCACGUCAUCGAGAAGAAGCGCACGGUGGUGCCCGCGCUGGCCGAGGCGGUGGCGGCCCGGGACGGCAGGGAGGUCGACUGGGAGUACUUCUACGGCCUGCUGUUCACCUUAGAGAACCUCAAGCUGGUGCACAUCGCCUGCCACAAGAAGACCACCCACCAGCUCCGCUGCGACCCCUGCAGGGUCUACAAGCCCCAGAGCAGGCAGCUGCCGCGGAAGAAGCCGCGGGCCCGCAGGGGCAGGUGACCGUGCCCGGGUGGCCCCGCGCACAGCCCACCAGACUACAUUUGCCACGAAGCCCGGCCCCCCGCGGCCCCCCCCCCCUGCUCUCGACUAGUGCUGCUGACCACACGGGUCUCCUGGCUGUGGACAGCACCGCGUGAGCGUGCCCGGUGCUGUUGCCCUGCUGGGCCUCUAGCAGCUUCCACGAGCACCGGCUGCUCCUGCGAGUCCCAAGUCCGGGCUGCAGAUCUGGUUUUGGUCCUUGGACGGGCGCGGGCCCAGCCUCGGUGAGCAGAGGCGCGGCGGGCGCCGGGAGGCACACUCCUGCCCCCGCCCUGCCGGGGGAGCCCCGUGGUGCUGGAACUGUGGUGCCCCAGGGCUGGGUCACUCUGAAACUGCAUCUUCCGGAGUUAUGCCCCGCCCCCUGGCCGCCCCCACCCCGGGGUGCGCCUGAGAGCUCCGCGCCGCGCUCCUUGGGGCGCACACGCCCUGGCCAGCCGCAGCCGGUGCCUGCAGGUGCGGGGCCGUGGCUGGAACCGAGGCACGAGGCCGCCCUGCCAGGGGCUCUUGCCACGGCUGCAGCGCCCUGAGAUCUGUGGGGACACUGGGGUGCAGCCUGAGCCCCAGGACGCCUUUCCAAGUCAGACCUUCGCCAGGACUAAGCUUUUGUUGUUUGGGGGCUGCACCCGCGGGGUCACUGCUGGCCGUGCUGGGGGGCCCCACUCCCGGGACCCCUCCUCUGCCCGGGACGGGACUGGACGUGCAUAAGGCAGGUGCUGCGUGUCCUGCAUUAACUCUCCGGCCCCAAGAGGGGAAGUUUUUGAAAUGAGGAUUUCAUGAUUCUUCUUUUUUACAAAUACCUAUUUUGUGAUAUUUUUUUAUACGAUAUUGUUUUAUAAACAGAAUGAGCAAUAAAGAUUAUUUUGAAAAUAAA